AUGCCGAAGCUCGUACUCCUUUCGUCCGCGACGCUCGACGAACAGCUGUCCCGCGCAACGCCCGCAUUAAUCCGGUGGAUUCUCCUCCGUUCAGCCUCGCACGUCUAUCGGGACCUAGUCGAGACCGAGGCGUUUCUCCGCGCGCAGGGGGAUUGGGUCUCGACGGUCUUCAUUAAGCCCGGCGGGUUAUCGCUCGAUGUCCAGCGCGGCCACGCUCUGAGCCUGACGGAGGAAAAAUCGCCGCUCUCCUAUGCCGACCUGGCCGCCGCUAUGAUCGAAGCGGCCACGGACCCCGAUGGCCGGUGGGAUAUGCGCAAUGUCGGCGUCAUCUCCGUCAAUGGACCGGCCAAGUCACCCCCCGGGGCGCCGAUGUGUAUUUUCAUGGGGUUUGUGAGGCACUAUUUCCCGUUCCUCCAUCCAUACCUCCCCUCCACUGGACCAGGGUAG
Messenger RNA from Aspergillus terreus NIH2624, 447 nucleotides. RefSeq names its product oxidoreductase tpcG (gene tpcG). The record is from RefSeq and is a predicted model, not a curated record. The transcript has a single exon. NCBI's taxonomy places the organism in Eukaryota, Fungi, Ascomycota, Eurotiomycetes, Eurotiales, Aspergillaceae. The coding region runs from base 1 to 447 and encodes 148 amino acids.